CAUGUGGUGAUAUUUGCGUAGAACAGAAGCACCGCCUCUCUCCCAUUGGACAAUGCUUCCGCGAGGGCGUGGCAAGGAAAGAUGAGAGUUGCAAACCCAUGCCCUCGCCGAGAAGACAUGGAGCGCCAUGGACACAGUCUACCAGAAUCCAGUGAGGUUCUCAACUAAAGACAAACCCAUUUCUUCUGAGAGGCAGCGCCGCUUUUGAAAGACACGCAGCACUGAGAGGCUGGGCCCGGGUGAGAAUGGAGUGUGCUUUUGACGCACAGAACCUGAUCUCCAUUUCUUUGAGGAAAAUCCAAAGCUCCCGAACGCAGAGAGGAGGCAUCAAGCUCCACAAGAACUUGCUGGUGACCUACGUGCUGAGAAACGCCAGGCAGUUUUACAUGAGCAAAAACUUGUCGCAAACGCAGAGGAUUCAUCACUACGACGAUGGAACCGCAGUCCGCGAGAAGCACCAAUACCUGGAACUGACGGGGAGCUUCACGGAGUUGGCUGACGACUUGUACUGUAACUUUGCUGGGGUUGAGUCGGACACUUGGCACUGCGGGGCGCACCAGUCAGAGGUGGCGCACCAGGACGCGUCGGCGUGCGUCCCACCAAGUGACUCUGACCUUCUGGUUUCUGACGCGUGUUGGAGUUGCGCGGAGAAACCAUCGUGGGAGUUACCUGUCCUGAACUCGCAAGCCAACCAAAAGACUGUCCUGGACUUGGACACGCAUGUGGUGACUACUGUCACUAACGGCUACUUCCACUCAGACUGUUGCGCGCAGCCCAAACAGCCGCAGGGCGCGCACCACUGCUACAGCAAGAAGCGGAAGAUGGACACCAGCUUCCACAUUGUUGACCCAGAGUUUUAUUUUUGCGACUUUGCGCCGGUGCCGUGCAAACGGAUGAGGACGGACGAUGAUUCGCUUUCAGACUCGGACUCGGCGAACAUCUCCAAUCUGAUCUCGGUGCUGGGUUCAGGCGGACUAUGUGAGUUUGUGAGUUGGCAGCACACGGACCUGGAGCACAUUCUCACCACUCAGACUAUUUGCUUAAAACAGACCUUGCUAACAGGGAGCGGUUGGACGAGAGCAAUCGAAGCGUUCUGAUGUGUAUUGAUGUUUUUCUUUGGAUCGUUUCAUUUGUAUUGUUUUAAAAUAAACUAUGACA
Synchiropus splendidus (mandarinfish) is the source of this 1158-nucleotide messenger RNA. RefSeq names its product immediate early response gene 5-like protein. Lineage: Eukaryota; Metazoa; Chordata; Actinopteri; Syngnathiformes; Callionymidae. The record is from RefSeq and is a predicted model, not a curated record. The transcript has a single exon. Bases 246 to 1097 code for a protein of 283 amino acids.